This is a messenger RNA of Hydractinia symbiolongicarpus, 1810 nucleotides long. Its product is annotated as probable dolichyl pyrophosphate Glc1Man9GlcNAc2 alpha-1,3-glucosyltransferase. The record is from RefSeq and is a predicted model, not a curated record. The coding region runs from base 50 to 1651 and encodes 533 amino acids. Gene Ontology annotation, biological process: protein N-linked glycosylation. Gene Ontology annotation, molecular function: dolichyl pyrophosphate Glc1Man9GlcNAc2 alpha-1,3-glucosyltransferase activity. The transcript is spliced from 13 exons. NCBI's taxonomy places the organism in Eukaryota, Metazoa, Cnidaria, Hydrozoa, Anthoathecata, Hydractiniidae. Gene Ontology annotation, cellular component: endoplasmic reticulum membrane.
AUGUUAAAAAAGUUAGAACUCAUCCAGUGAACUAACCAAAACAAACAAAAUGGCAGAACGGCGAUGCACAUGGAAAGAUAAAAAGAACAUUUUAGCUGUUGCAAUAGUCACGUCUUCACUAAAAAUUUUGCUACUUAACUCAUACCAUUCAACCGAUUUUGAAGUUCAUCGUAAUUGGUUGGCAAUUACAUCAAACCUGCCAAUAUCACGAUGGUAUUUUGAGGAAACAUCAGAAUGGACACUUGAUUAUCCCCCAUUCUUUGCUUGGUUUGAAUAUGUGCUAUCUUAUGUAGCUUAUUACUUUGAUAAGCAGAUGUUGCUUAUCAAGAAUCUGAAUUAUGCCAGCAACAAUACAGUUUUAUUCCAAAGACUUUCUGUUAUAGCUGGAGAUUUAUUUCUGUUACUUUCGUUAAAACGGUAUGUUCAAUUAUAUAAUGGAAAAGAAAAGGAUGAAAACAGGAAACUGUUUAUACUAAUUGCAGUUCUACUUAAUGCUGGGUUAAUCAUGGUUGAUCAUAUCCAUUUUCAAUACAAUGGCUUCCUGUUUACUUUCUUGAUCCUGUCCAUAACAGACAUGCAAAAGGAUCAUUAUUUGCUCAGUGCAUUUUGGUUUUCCAUCUUGCUCAACUUCAAGCAUAUCUUUUUAUACAUCGCUCCUGUCUAUUUUGUUUACUUACUGAGAAAUUACUGUUUUAAAAGAAACACAACUCAAACAGGUUUUACAGCGAUGCUUGGAGUCAAUAUCUUGGACUUGUCCAUUGCAAACUUAGUAAAGUUGGGUGUUCUAGUUCUUAGCGUGUUCGGGUUAUCUCUAGGCCCGUUCAUAUAUAUGGGACAAUUUAACCAGUUGUUAUCUCGUUUAUUUCCUGUCAAACGUGGUCUUUGCCAUGCAUAUUGGGCUGCCAAUUUUUGGGCCGUCUACAACAGCUUCGAUAAGCUUGCCGUUAUUACAGGUUCACGACUAGGUUUUUCUUUAAAAAAUGAGCAGGUUGCUUCAUUGACUGGUGGUUUGGUUGCGCAACAAAAAUUCGCAGUGCUACCGAAUAUCAGUCCUUUCUUCACCGCUGUUAUCACGGUUACCGCUAUGCUGCCUGCUCUUCUCAAGUUAUGGUAUCAACCUUGCAAAAGAGAUUUAUUUUUACCAAGUCUUACACUAUGUGCUUUCGUUUCAUUUGUUUUUGGUUAUCAUGUUCAUGAGAAGGCGAUUUUGAUGAUUAUCAUACCAUUAACACUUUUGUCGGUUAAAACUGUAGCAUUCGCCCGUGUAUUCACAAUAUUGUCAAUCAUUGGUCAUUUUGCCCUUUUUCCAUUGCUGCAUGAACAAGCAGAAACUCCGAUAAAGAUUCUUAUUUUUCUUCUCUUCACGCUCUGUUCACUCGUUUCUUUGUAUCAGAUACAUGGAUCGUCGGUCUCAGUGAUAUUUGGUAUUCCGUUUGUAAAGUGGUAUGAAGCUUUAUACCUACUUGGUUUGUUUCCACUCUAUUUAUACACGUCUUUGGGACACUGGCUACUCGAUUUUCAACAAAGGCUACCAUUUUUACCAUUAUUAAUAACGUCAUUAUACUGUAGUAUUGGUGUACUUUGGUCCUGGAUAUUGUUUUAUCGCAUUCUGUGGAUUGAAGAUAAUACAGACGAAAAGAAGACAACCUAAAAAUGUUGUCAGAAAUAUCGAUAAAAUAUUAAUCCGGCGUGGCUGGAUGAAGCAGCCGUUUUCUUUUGUACAUCUUCUUUGAUGGGGUGGCAAAGAAGUUAUGAACUUUUUUUGGUUUCUUUUUAAACGGAACUUAAAAGAAUAUAGCUUCACUAAACA